UAUGUAGUGAAAGUGGAGCAAACAGUGAUUUCAACCAACAAAGCAUAGGAAGACGAAAACAAAUCGUUGAAUCUUAUGGAAUCGCCGUUCAAAGCAGGAAUUCUGAAAGGGAAGGUGGCUCUGAUAACAGGAGGAGCCUCUGGAAUCGGCUUCGAAAUUUCGACGCAAUUCGGCAAACAUGGAGCCUCCGUCGCGCUCAUGGGUCGCCGCAAGCAAGUUCUUCACUCCGCUGUCUCCGUUCUCCAAUCCCUCGCCAUUCCCGCGGUUGGGUUUGAGGGGGACGUACGGAAGCAAGAGGAUGCAGAGAGGGUGGUGGAAUCAACGUUUAAGCAUUUUGGAAGGAUUGAUAUACUUGUGAAUGCUGCGGCUGGGAACUUCCUUGUGUCGGCAGAGGAUCUCUCCCCCAAUGGCUUUCGAACAGUUUUGGACAUUGAUUCUGUUGGAACAUUCACAAUGUGCCGUGAAGCACUAAAAUAUCUCAAGAAAGGGGGAGAAGGAAGGAGCAGCUCUUCUGGUGGGGGAUCAAUAAUAAACAUCAGUGCCACCUUGCAUUACACAGCUUCUUGGUACCAAAUUCACGUGUCUGCUGCAAAGGCAGCUGUUGAUGCCACUACAAGAAACUUGGCACUAGAAUGGGGAACAGACUAUGACAUUAGAGUCAAUGGAAUUGCUCCAGGUCCAAUAAGUGACACUCCUGGCAUGAGUAAACUAGCUCCCGACGAAAUAAGUAGCAAAGCCAGAGUUUACAUGCCACUGUAUAAACUUGGGGAGAAAUGGGAUAUAGCCAUGACUGCACUUUUCCUAGCAUCAGAUGCAGGAAAAUUCAUCAAUGGCGACACUGUGAUAGUUGACGGAGGACUUUGGCUGAGCCGGCCUCGUCAUUUAGCGAAAGAAGCUGUGAAGCAAGUAUCUCGAUCAGUAGAAAAGAGAUCAAGAAAUGCACCCGUUGGUGUUCCAAAAAGCAAGCUCUGAACCACCACAUUCUGGUUUUAGCUCCUUUACACACCGGGAAUCGAUUUAUCAUUUGUAGAAUAUUAUGAAAAUGCAACUUUUGAUGUGUUACUUAUAAAUUGUUAAACAGCUGAAUUUUCUCAAAUUGCAGUACUCAAAAUAAAAUCAAGUUGUGAUUCCCUUCAUUAUAUA
This is a messenger RNA of Vigna unguiculata (cowpea), 1143 nucleotides long. RefSeq names its product short-chain dehydrogenase-reductase B (gene SDRB). NCBI's taxonomy places the organism in Eukaryota, Viridiplantae, Streptophyta, Magnoliopsida, Fabales, Fabaceae. The record is from RefSeq and is a predicted model, not a curated record. Gene Ontology annotation, cellular component: peroxisome. Gene Ontology annotation, molecular function: 2,4-dienoyl-CoA reductase (NADPH) activity. Gene Ontology annotation, biological process: fatty acid catabolic process.